This is a messenger RNA of Abrus precatorius (Indian licorice), 2450 nucleotides long. RefSeq names its product photosystem I reaction center subunit VI-1, chloroplastic-like. Lineage: Eukaryota; Viridiplantae; Streptophyta; Magnoliopsida; Fabales; Fabaceae. Gene Ontology annotation, biological process: photosynthesis. Bases 65 to 499 code for a protein of 144 amino acids. The transcript is spliced from 3 exons. Gene Ontology annotation, cellular component: chloroplast thylakoid membrane; photosystem I; photosystem I reaction center. The record is from RefSeq and is a predicted model, not a curated record.
UAACAUAUCAAAAGCAAAGCAUGAGUAGUACCCUCUUCUCCCCCAAUUGAUCGUACCCAAAGCCAUGGCUUCUCUUGCAAGCUUAGCUAUUGUUCAACCAGCUACAGUCAAUGGCCUUGCUGGAAGUUCCCUUAGUGGAACCAAGCUCUCUUUCAAGCCCUCUCGCCAGAGUUUCAGACCCAAAAAUUUCAGGAGAGGGGGUGUGGUAGCAAAGUAUGGUGACAAGAGUGUGUACUUUGAUUUGGAGGAUAUUGGCAACACUACAGGUCAGUGGGACUUGUACGGCAACGAUGCACCUUCACCCUACAACCCUCUUCAGAGCAAGUUCUUUGAGACAUUUGCGGCUCCAUUCACAAAGAGGGGAUUGUUACUGAAGUUUUUGAUCCUGGGAGGUGGUUCCACGCUGGCAUACCUGAGUGCCACAGCCUCAGGUGACAUUCUACCCAUCAAGAAGGGCCCACAACUUCCACCUAAGCCCGGUCCCCGUGGCAAAAUCUAACUUUGUUUCUCAAUUUCAUCUCUUUUCUUUCUUCUUUUCAAUCCAACAUGUAUGUAUCUAUCUAUGUAUAUCUCUGUUUGCAUAUUUCCCUCUAUCAAUGCUGCUUAUUUCCACACCCUAAUACACUGCCAUUGCUUUUAAUUUAAUUCUCAGUUAUUCAGUUGAAGCAAAGACCAAUCAGGUCAUCACCGUUUGUAGGACCUUUUAAGCCUUAUUUUAAGAAUAUUAGUUAUAAAUUAAUAAAUAAUUUUGUGUUAAAAACGCAUGUAAACAUUACAUUGAAAAUUUUGAGAGUUGCUAUCACAUUUUUCAUAAAUUAUAUGAUCACAAAUAACGUAGAAAGGCAAGGAGAGUUAAAAGGACACGCAGACAUGAUAAUUGUGGUAUCAUCAGAAAGCACAUAUUGUUAGCUACCAGACUACAAAUUCUUCUUAUAAGAAAAAUAAUGUAUAUAUCUGACAAUGCUUCAAAGUCAAUGAAUUUUGUAUACUCAUUCCUAUGUACAAAAGGGAAGAAUUGGUCAAAAAAAGAAAAAACAGUCAAGACUCCAACAAACACCUCUAUGUAUGUGUCUAAUGGUGCUUUUGAAGGCCAAGGUUCACUCGCUAUACUGGUUUCUCCCUCUGACUCCUGUUUUAAUGGCGCGAUGUGGGGCUUCUCAUGACGCCCAAGUUCUCAAGAUAUGACCCCUUCUUGUUGGUGACUACAUUCGAAAGUUUUUGUUGCUUUGCAUCAUCGUCUUUGCAAAAGUCAUCUGAAGCUAAGGGGUCCUUCUUCAUGUCUGAGUCACCUUGAUCAGAGCCCCAACCCAUGAAAUCUGAUAAUGUCAUUGAAGCAGGUGUUUCUGUGCUACCCUUGUCUAAAUCUUCUCUAGGACUCGGCCUUGAAACUGAGCUUCUCCUUCUUCCAUUUAGAUUUUGAGUUUGAAUUUGAUAAUCUGCUUGGAGUACAUCAUCUAUUCUCGAAAGUACUGUAAAGGCUAAACUUUCCAAUAUUCUUGAAUAGCUUUCUAGAACAGCUUGCCCCACAUCCUGCCAAGACAACAAUUCCUUUAUCAUUAUGUUAAUUAAACACAGCAAAAAUUAGUCUAUUAAAUGACGCUUCCAAACUCACCAAACCCAGAUAUUAAUUCAUGCAACAGAAAAUGAAAAUGAAUCCAAAUAUGAUGUUCCAAAGAAUCUCUUCAGUCAGUUCUUUGUACAAAAGUAUAUGCAGAUUUUGGACAACAAAACUCAAGCUUAAGAAGAGACAUGCUCUUACCUUGUUGAAUUGGAUUUUGCUUAUAUCCAAUGCAGAUUGAGGAAUGCCAGGGAAACGGUGCUUUAAGAGAAGUAAUAUGGUUUCUGCUCUCUCUUCAAAGAGCUCUCUUUUUUCCAAACUCACUGCAGAACCCCAAGUAGAUUUUCCAUCCUUUUGGUUCAUCUUCCGCUUCCAAAUCACUAUUGAUGCUUCAAUUCUAUUCUUGAGAUCUAGGAUUUUAUGUUCUGAUGAUAAGUCCAUGGUUGAGAGGAACUGAUCAGGAUCAAAAAAUUCAACUGUUAUACUCCUGUAGAUCGAGUCUCCUAGACUUGCUCUUCCAUUCUGCAGGAGAAGAAGAGUAAGGAAAAAAAAGAGUUAUGUUGUGAAAAGAAAAAUAUGUUAGAAAACUGAAUCAAGACCUAACUUUUGAGCAUAUAGUAGUUGUUUUUGUCUCACCUUGGGUAGGGAAUCAAUAUAGCUUUCAGGGAUCUCCAUUUCUGUUAUAAUUUGAGCAUUUAUUGCCAUGGCCGCUUUAAGUACUUGAUUAACACAAUCUUUCUGAUACUGUAAAAAUUUUCUAGCCAUGUCAGAUAGACCUUCUGCAGGAACCUUAGGGGUAGGUAACCACCAUUUAUCAUCAUUUUUUUUCUUGGAAUCGUCUUGAUCUGAAUCUUCUGAAUCUUUCGAUACAUAAUAGAACUCAUUUUGAUCU